AAAAACCAGUGACCUCUUCUUAUUUCUGUCAGUGCGAGUCGGCGUACAGCUGCUCCCACACUACUGCUGUCAUUAGCUCUUCAUGUGACUCUGUACCAUUACACACAGUUGACCUGGAAGGAGGAUGUUCCAACACUGACGCUUGGAUUUUGAUCAUCAGUCACCAGAAAUGGAUUUCAAAAGCAAACUGUCUGUAUUCGUCAGCCUAAUUUUCUACAUAAGCCAUGUAUCAGGCGUGAAAAUCCCUCAGCCUGAGAAGCUGGAGGUGAAUAUUUUAGAUGGAGAGGUGAUUGUGCUUUGGAAACAACCUGCGGACGCCCCCUCAAAUUCCACGUACAAUGUGCAAAUGGCAAAGUACAUUGAUGAAUGGGCAAUGGUAGCUGGCUGCACAAGGAUCACACAAACUUACUGUGAGCUUAGCGGAUUAAUACAUGACUACGUCCCUGCAUACAAGGUCAAAGUUCAGCUGGUGAAUGGAGAUGAUGAGUCUGCGUGGACAUCCAAGAAAUUUCUCCUAAAUCAAGGUAAAUUACAGCCUCCCUCCUUCAGUCUGCAGGCUACCUCCAGCACUCUAACAGUGACUGUUCACCAAAAACCCAUUCUGUCAAAGCUCUUUCCUUUUGGGUUCACCUACACUAUCUAUUUGGAAGAAAGAGGGGACACACAGAAGAACACAAUGGCCUACCUCGACGAUCAGGAGGCUGAGAGGGUUUUCACCUCUCUCCACUGGGGGAUCGAGUAUUGCGUAAGCAUCAAGGUUGAAGGAAAAGGAACUCUCUCCACCAGCGGCGUAUCCAGCAAACAGUGUCUGCUGCUACCAGAGAAAGAGUGGUAUGUAAUGGCUGUUUCGUCCUUGUCAAUUCUCGCCGUGCUGGGUCUCAUUGCUAUUUUGGUGGCUUUCCUCCUGUGUUAUCUGAAACACCCUGUGAAAACACCUGCCGCACUGAAAUCCCCUGUAAGUGGCUGGCUUCCACUUUCUGUUGGAGAUGGGGCAAUCGAGGUGGUCACUGACAAAGGAUGGUUCCUUUCCAGCUACAGGAUGCCAGUGACAGACUGCGUCAAAGACCCAGUGACCCGUGUCACAGUAAUGAAGGACAGUGAAGAGGAGAACAGGAGGACCAGCAUGGACAGUGGAGUCAGCAUGCGGUCAAACUCUGCCUCAAACAAUGGAAGAAGUCCCCCGACGAGGCAAGAGGACAGUGGAUGCGGGAGCAUGGGAGGAUCGGAGGGCUCCACUAGCUGCCAGACAGAUUACCCCAUACAGGAUGAGAGAACCCAAACUGACACAGUUAGGAAACGGGAAGACAGCGGCGUGGGCAUGGGCUGCCAUCUUGAUACGUCUUCCUUGAACCUGGACGGUCAGGACAGCGGGCCUCUGAAAGAGCUCGUCGCUGGAGGUAAUUACCGCAGCCAGAGCCCUCCAGCUGUGCAGACUCAUGCUUGCGGUGACAAGGACACAUUUAAAGAGAUACAUCCGGACACAGUUUUGGCUGAAGUGGUCACAGGAUACAGAGCUGGGCCUCAGUUGUGUAUUUGCUCAGGAGCAGGUCAGUGUCCUUGGUGUCAUAAACAAGGUCACUAUGGCACUGAGGUUAUCAAACAAUACAGAUCUGUGUGCAUUGAAAACGGACUACUUGGCAGCGAGUGUGAUAUGGUGGACUCUUACAAAGGCGGGGUUACCGCCCCAGGCUGCACAGGAAAAACACAAACUGACACCGUCACAAUGGACGAUUUGGAAUCGACGUUUAUAGAGCUAGGGGACACGUUUCCUCUGCUAACGUCUCUGCCACCGCUGCAUCUGAUGAAGUGCGGGCAGGACUUCAAUAUGAACAAUGUUUCUCUCUCGCUCUAUGACGUGCAGCUGAAAACUGAAUGACACACCGUAGACUGCAACAACACUAUUUAUACAAUCAUUCUGUCACGGAUGUGGUGGCGCAAUACACGUUCCUUUCUGACAUGACACUCUCGUUGAAUCAUGAAAUAGGAGCACCGCUGCAUGUUGAAAUGCCCCAGUGUCAGAUAUCUGCAGCAAAAAAAAAAAAAAAGGGAGAAACUGAGAAGAUGAACUGAGCAAACAGCAGACUGUUGUCGAACACAGACAGGAAGGUGAGGUUAGAGUGCACAGCUGCUGGCUAAUAGCUGUUAGCUGGAGUCUCAGGGGCCUAUACGGAGAGAGUAUACAGUGAAGUCGUUGUUCAAGCCUUCGUCACUGGGUGUAUCAUGAAGUGUGCCGGAAACGAAACUUGUGUGGGAUGCAUUGAAGAGAGGCAGUUUAACAGUUACACACUUUUGGACAUUUUAUCAUUUCACCUCUGCCAAUAAUGACACCUUUGUUCUGUCAGUUGCCCCCUCUAAAACUUUUUAACCUCAAACCUGAAACUUGUGAGACGAAUCUUUUUCUCGAACUUGUUUUAACAUCAAGAGAAGCAGUGGAUUUCUCACCAGUCCAUAUCUACAAUGCUUUCAGAUCAUAUCUUACCAUAAUCUGUGAUUACUCCACAACGUUGUGUGAUAUCCUGUGUUUCCAAAAAGGCAUAUACAGUGAGAAAUCUAACGGCUUUUUGCUUUUGAUUCUUUUUGACGGGCUAUGACUCAGCACUGGACUUUUAUGUCCUCCUGACUAAAACCCAGAAAUUGCCCUUAGCCGCUUCCCUGUUGAAACUAUUUAUUUGAUGAGAUGAAAACCGCUGUUUAUUUAUUGUGUCCUGAUUAUACAUGUCAUUUCACAUAUGAUUAAAAAAUGUCUCCUCGGA
Mugil cephalus (flathead mullet) is the source of this 2753-nucleotide messenger RNA. It is a transcript of the gene il10ra, whose product is annotated as interleukin 10 receptor, alpha. Bases 170 to 1876 code for a protein of 568 amino acids. The transcript is spliced from 7 exons. NCBI's taxonomy places the organism in Eukaryota, Metazoa, Chordata, Actinopteri, Mugiliformes, Mugilidae. Gene Ontology annotation, molecular function: protein binding. The record is from RefSeq and is a predicted model, not a curated record.